Molecule: messenger RNA, 3327 nt
Organism: Nylanderia fulva
Lineage: Eukaryota; Metazoa; Arthropoda; Insecta; Hymenoptera; Formicidae
Source: RefSeq, a predicted model, not a curated record
AUGUCUUGCUUCGGCGGCUCCAACGAACAGAUCUAUCUAAUCGAGAUACUGAUCGAUAAAUUGACGUUGACGCCCGUUAAAAUCAAAGACAUCGGCGAACAUCCUAUCGUGAUUAAGAUCGUAUUCUUAGAUCUUCCCGUGUUCGAGUUUACGCGCGACUCGGACGCGCCGAAGCGCGAUCAUCAGGAAGACGUGCGUUUCCUGAUUGGCAAAAGCUGUCUGUUCGUCAAGCGACCGCGGGAUCUUGUUAGCGAACUUCGUUCGACGAAAGUGAGAAUAGGGGUGUUUCGCAAGGGUGACACUUAUCCUACGGCGGAGACCGAUUUAAUUCUGCCGGGCUGCCUAUGCGACCAGGUCGCCAUGAUCGGCAACGAUCCCGACAAUCAGCCGGCGCCGUUUACAGUAAAGGGUGGUUUUCACCUUGUCGAUCCAGGCGAAAAUCCCUCGGGGACGCUGUACCUGGAGCUCGUCAUCGCGUGCCUCGGACGCGUCUUUAAGACGAAUUACGAGAUACGUCCGAAAUCUCUCGCUUCCGAUGAGCGGGACAAGGAACGGGAGAUCUAUGUGAUACGAUUCGUAUCGCCCGAAUUUCUCGACAAAAUCCCUGAGAAGGCAGAGAUUACACCGAAAGUCCGCGAUUUAAUGAUACGUGUCAACUUUAUCGAUUUCACAUCCGUCGACAUCGUCGCCGAGGAAGGCAAAAAAAUCAAGAACAAAGAAAAACGAUUCUCCGACGAAUGCGUCAAAUACGAGGGCAAGACGUGUCUAUUCGUUCGACCGCCAAGCAAUUUAAUACAAUCUAUAAAAUCGACUCCUCUGAGCGUCGAAGUGUAUCGAAUUCUUCGCGGAGAAGAGGAGUGUAACUCGCGAGAUGACACUGGCCAGGUUCUUGUCUGCAUAGCAACGGAAUUUCUGCCGGGAUAUUUUUGCGAUCGCGUAAUCGCGGCCAAGACCGAGAUAGACGGAUUGUCGAAGCCGUACACGAUGAUGCAGGUUUACACCUUGGCCGACCAGCAAGGAUACCCCUGCGGAUCUAUCUCGAUGUACCUGAGACUGUCGUGCUUCGGAAGUUCCAUUAUCAAUCAUCUUACGCUUCGCGAGAAGUCGUUCGUGUUUCGAGGAUUUCCUCUUGGUUGGAAGUUUCAUUGCGCAGGACUCUCCGAUCAAAGUAUAAACGACGAGAAAAAUAGACUGCAACGCGAGGAUAACACGUUUUCAUUAUUAAGUAAAAUUCUCGAUCCCGCGUAUUCGGAAUUACACGACGAAAAAUAUAUAGAUACAGAUGCGCGUUUUGCAUUGACGAGACCAGAAUCGCCGCCUCGUGUAUCAAUGAACGAACCGGGAUUUGAGAAGCUGACGAGCGCCGAGAAACUAAAUGAUCGCAAAUAUCGUGGUUUAAUUUACGAGAUAUAUCCGGACGAGCCUACUUGUUCGUGUCUACCGACAAAUCAAUCGACGCAUCCUAUGAUGUGUCGUUCCGGAUGCGUUCGCUCUUGUUGCAUGGCUUUGAGAAAUCCCGAUAUUCUCAAAAACAUUUCAUCGCUCGCUACGCUUAACGAUCGCGUGGAUAAUUUACCAUCAGGCGCGGAACGGGAUGCAAAUUCUGACAAUACGAGAAUGAGAGGUGGCGAAGACACAGGCGAUAAUUUAAAUAACAAAAUGUUAUGGAGCAAGGAAUGCACAGAAUGGUACAGCAACAAUAUCAAUUUUAAAAAUCGCAUGAAGGGCGGAAGCGACUAUGGUGCGUCGGCGUAUGCAGCUUCCGAAACAAGCGUCACAUAUGAAAAGAGUAAGGAAGCAUGCAACUCACCGGGCAGACGUCCAAGAACAGCGGAUGGAGCAGUGGUGGCAGGGCGUUACGUUUGUCCUGGGCAAGAGAUGUCGUCUUGGAGACCGAGAAGCUCGCAAUGCACGAAAAAACCAUGCGUGGGCGCAGAUUGCAUGAUACGGGCCUUCAAGGAGGCGCAAGAUUUCGUGGACUCCAUCGGCAAGGUUCCGGGUCUGGUAGGCCUUGGCUUGAUGGAUCCGUCCGAGAGUCCCUAUUUCGGAAGAGAAAUUGAUAAAGAUUAUUCAGUUCAAGAAAUACCAAGCGAGAAAAAACGAGCGUAUCCCCCCGUCUCGGCAUUUCCGUAUUUACAAUGUACCGCCCCGUGCAACACGCAGCUCGGAACCGUCGCUUCUUCCAUUCCGAUCCCAGGACGCGCCGGUGUUGUCCGGGAAGCGAUACCAUCGAUACCGGAUGCGACGCUGGUCCCGAUCACCGUCAAGCCGAAGAAGAAGGAGGACAAGAAGGAGGAGAAGUUAGAGAAGCAGAAGGAGAAAGAGCUGGAUGUUACGACCGUGACGCCGGACGUCGACGUCGGUCCCUGCGGCGAACCAAAAUGCAAAUCGCGCCGGAAAAAAGUUCGCGACAAUCGGAUACCGCCGCGCGAGGAAACUAUCGAGGAGUUGCAGAAGUCCGUGACACUAUCGAGCUCGAUCACCACGAAGGGCGUUAGUAAAUACAUUGCGAAACAGCAAUAUCCGAGGAGUAAAGCUCUACCUGGUCCAGCUGGGGAUCGCGACGUCGCGAGAGGAGAGAGUCCGAUUAAAAUUAGCAAACGCGUGAUGCGCUUCAUCUACUCGAUUGGCGACGUUUAUCCCGGGACUAAUUACGGUCACAGGAACUGCAUCGAUCCGCGAUUACGAGUGCCGGCCAAUAUGGGCUGGUUAUGGAACACGAGCACGACAGUGGGCAAGCUAAAGCCGCGAAUCGGCUGGAAACCAGGCGCAAUAAGUCGUUAUUUGAGCGAAAUGCUGAAGGAGGCUAAGAAAGGCGCUCCCCCGAUGGAGGAUAGUCGACCGAGAUUGGUACCCUCGCGCACCGGCUUACGACGUGGCAAGUUGUACAAGAGUCUGAGCUACGUGUCGCAGUUGAAGAAGGAAGCUGAGGACGAAGUCGAACCGCCGCCCACCCUACAUAUCCAUCGAAAGGACGGCACGUAUUACGUGACUAUGUACCCGAUCAGGCAGGAGACUGCAGAGCCGCAACUUGAAGAGCCGAUGAAGCCGCUCCAGUUCAAGAUCGCACGGAACAAGGACGACGCCUCCGUCGCGACGAGCUCCACGGCGUCGGACAUGGAGAUCGAGUUCUCGCCACCGGCAGCGGUCAACAGGUAUCGCAGAAAACCCGACGUGAUCCACGUGGACACCCAGGUCAGGCAGCAGGAGAUCCUGGACGCCUUCAAGUCCACGGUCGACGUGCCUAAGAAGAGGGAUAAGAAGGGUAAAAAAGGAAGGAAGUAACGAGACCCCGGUUGUUUUUUCCCUCCCUCUUUCUUGCCUCCU